UCUCUCACACACACAAUCUAUUUCUCUCCCUCUCUCUCUCUCUUGAAUACUUUUGUUUAGUUUCAAGAGUAACAAUCAACCAACGAGACUUGAAAUCAAUUUAAAAAACAAUUGUAACAGUGACACAAACUAAUUAAUCAAAAGCAACGAACACAACAAUUUAACAACAACAACAAUCAACUAACUGUGAAAGGUGUAAAUCAACAAGUAAUUUUGUUGUCUCUCUCCGUAGCAAUUAACAAAGGUGACAAGUUUUGUUUUAAUGGAAACGGAUACAAUUAUAUUAUCACCUUCAUCCAUAACCUCAACGGUUACAUCAACCUUCACGAAUAUAUUACAAUUAUCAUCAACAACGACGCCAUCUUUUUGCUCAUCAUCCUCAAGAUCAUCACCAUCACCAUCAUCAUCAUCAUCAUCAUCAACAACAACCUCUGAAAACGAUGAUAAUGAAACACCAAACGAAAAGGAAAUGAAAUGUUCAUCCGUUUCCUAUGGUGGACAUGGAACUGGUUGUGAUAAAAGUGAUUGUAUCAUCGAUAGUGAUUCUGGUUUAGUAAUUGGUGUUAUCAAUGAUGAAGGUGAAUUAAUCAUGACCAGGAUGAUGGAUCAAUCGCCCAAUGAAAGUGAUUCAAAUGAGGAUAAAACUAAUAACCUGAAUAUCGAUGAAUGUAAAAUUUGCUACCAAGAAUUACCAAUAACCCAUCGUUCUUGCUGUGAUUAUAUUACUUGUGUUGAUUGUUUGAAACAAUAUUUUGCCUCUCAGGUUGAAAUGGGCUCCAUGAGGAUUGAAUGUAUUAAUAUUCAUUGUCAUGAACUUAUUGAUCCGGAAGAAAUAGCCAAUCAUUUGGAUAGUAAAUUAAGAGACAUUUAUUUCAGAUUAAUUCAGGAAAAUAACUGUAAUCUCACCUCGAAAACUUGUCCAUCAUGUUCAACCAUGUACACAUUGAAAAGUAGUCAACAAUUAAGAACCAUGAAGAAGAUAAUUAAAAAAGAUCCAUCAAAUUCAAGAGUUAAAUGUCCCGAGUGUAAAUAUUAUUGGUGUUUCUUGUGUCAUGCCCCUUGGCAUCAAGGGUUAACCUGUGGUCAGUAUCGUCAAGGUGACCGUUUACUUAAAGUUUGGGCGAAACAAUUAAGUCAAGGUCAACUAAAUGCUCAACGAUGUCCAAAAUGCAAGACUUUCAUCCAAAAAAGUGGAGGCUGUGAUCACAUGCACUGUAAUCGGUGUAAAACUGGAUUCUGUUAUCGUUGUGGUGAACCACUUCGUCGAUUAAAAUUUUUCGGUGACCACUAUUCAAAGUUCAGCAUCUUCGGGUGUAAAUACAGAUACAAGAAGGAAAAUCCGAUCCAGCGAAAGGCCAUUCGUGGGGCCGUUUUCGCGUCCAAACUAUUCCUCGCCCCAAUACUUGGUUCGUUAAUCUUUUGCGCUGGUACUUUAUUUGUCUCCGUGGCUGUUGCUUUCCUGCCCUUCUAUGGGGUCAUCACCAUUUACAAAAAGUAUUCACCAUAAGAUUGACCAUCGAACUGACCAUCACCAACUCAAUGUCUUCCUCUCAACCACUGGUCACCAACGAUUAUAAUAUAAAUACUAUUUGGAUCUAACAAGAAAACAAAAAGUUACGAUUUGAUUGUUAUUAUGAUUAACGAUCUUGGCGAAGCAAAUUCAAAUUCAAAUUUUGAUUGUGGUUAAAAUCGUCAACACCAAUUAACUGAUUCGACAUUUUAUCCCCUAACAAUUUAACUCGUAAAUUAAUUAACCCUGAAUAAUUUAAAUCGAUUAACUUAAUUGAUCCCGCUGGAGCAUUUAAUUGCGACCCUUGAAGAAUCUUAAAUUGUGACGAUUAACUUUUUAAUUAUCAAGGUUCCAAUUGGUUUUGUUUUGUCUCAAUUCAGUUAUAAUCUCAACAUCUGAUUAAUUGUUGAUUCAUUAUUAUGGUUAAUCAACAAUCAACUGUUAAUCAUGAUUAAUAUACUAUGUUUUUCAGUGUUGGAUGAUUAUUCUGAAUGAACAACUAGUCACAAUUUGUUAAUCAUUUACUCCUUGACCCAGUUAAUUAAUUUAAACCACACCUCGUUAAUUGUUGCUGUCCUUUUGAUCAUAUUGUUUAAUUCAAAUUCAAUUUUUGCUUCUUGAUGAGUUUUUUUUUUAUAUUUUUUUAACAACAAUUAAAAUUAUGUAGUAUUUGUAAAUUGUAUUGUAAUAAUAAUAUUUAAUAAAUGAAUCAAAGUAAAUCAAUUGUAACAAUUUAUUGAUUUAUUACAAACAAUAUAUUUUUAAUUGUUCACUUGUCUGUAUUGUGUAAAUCAAUAAAUUGUGUUACAAUUUGAGGUUUGCUUUUUGAUCAAAUUUAA
This is a messenger RNA of Panonychus citri (citrus red mite), 2349 nucleotides long. RefSeq names its product E3 ubiquitin-protein ligase RNF217-like. NCBI's taxonomy places the organism in Eukaryota, Metazoa, Arthropoda, Arachnida, Trombidiformes, Tetranychidae. Gene Ontology annotation, cellular component: ubiquitin ligase complex; cytoplasm. The record is from RefSeq and is a predicted model, not a curated record. Gene Ontology annotation, molecular function: ubiquitin protein ligase activity; ubiquitin conjugating enzyme binding; zinc ion binding. The transcript has 3 exons. Bases 263 to 1507 code for a protein of 414 amino acids. Gene Ontology annotation, biological process: positive regulation of proteasomal ubiquitin-dependent protein catabolic process; protein polyubiquitination; ubiquitin-dependent protein catabolic process.